AUGGGAGAUGGUCUCCUGACAGCUUUGUCGAUCGAGAACCACCAUCACCCCUCGACUCUAUUAUCCAUGGACUCGAGCGCUUCAUCAACUCACGACGAGCUGGACCUCGAGAUGAGCCACCAUCUUAUCCUCACCCGUCCGCCCGACAUCAACUUGCCCCUCUCGAGCCCGCCUCCUCCUCAUCUCUGGGCCCACCCACCCCCCGACAUCCUUGACGUUGGUCUGGGCCCUGCCCAACUUUACGGGCCCGACACUUUUCUUGUCCUUCCGAAACAGACCGGCAAAAAGUGCGGGAAAAGGGUCGACACCAUAUGGGGCGCCUGGUUUUUCUUCAGCUUCUACUUCAAGCCCGUCCUCAACGACAAAUCCAAGGCCAAGAUCGUACGUGACGGUAACGGGCUUUCCGGGUUCGAAAAAUCGGACCUCCAGCUCGACAAUUUCAUGGUCCAGCACGACAUGGAGAAUAUGUACAUGUGGGCUUUUAAAGAGAGGCCCGAAAAUGCCCUCGGCAAAAUGCAGCUUCGGAGCUACAUGAACGGGCAUUCUCGUCAAGGCGAACGCCCCUUCCCGUUUAGUGCCGAAAAGGGUUUUGUAAGAUCUCAUCGUAUGCAGAGGAAACACUACCGAGGCCUCUCGAACCCUCAGUGUGUACACGGGGUCGAAUUAUCCCCUGCCCCAAGCUUAACGAAUCUCGACGAGGAUGAUCGGAGGAGAUGGGUCGAGUUAACGGGCCGAGAUAUUAAUUUCACGAUACCCCCCGAGGCGAGCGAUUACGGGUCAUGGAGGAAUAUGCCGAAUAAUGGCGAUUUCGAACAUAUUCACAAUAAUAGCAGUAACAAUUCGCUUUGUCAAGCCAAGAAAUUCGCUACAAGUUCGCCCGAAGGAAACAAAAGAAAGAAGGAUUCAGUGAGUGACGAGGAUUGUUUUUUGGGGGGCAUUAUAGUAAAUGGUCAGGACGACCCGACCCGCGACCAGGAAACCCCCCAGUGGCUGGCGGGGUCGAGCGGGGUGAUGAGGAGCGCGUGUGGGCCUGUGACAGCAGGCAAGACGACUUAUGAGGAUGAAAAGGGUUAUCUGAUUUUGGUCAGCCUCCCGUUUGUGGAUCGACAGAGGGUGAAAGUGUCGUGGAGGAACGCGAUUUCGCACGGGAUAAUCAAGAUUUGCUGCACGAGCACUUCACGAGCACCGGUUAUAAAGAGGCAGAACAGGACUUUCAGGCUAAUGGAUCGAGAUUCGGAGCACUGCCCGCCUGGAGAGUUUGUGAGAGAGAUUCAGCUCCCGACUCGAAUUCCGGAGAAUGGCGAGAUAGAAGCGUAUUUUGACGGGCAAGGGACUGUGCUCGAGAUAUUGGUGCCGAAGCUACAGGCAGGCCCGGAAGAACACGAGGUUUACGUGUGUGUUCGUCCUCCUCACCGUGCAGAAAGUGAACUCAUGUUGAACUGA
Molecule: messenger RNA, 1443 nt
Organism: Striga hermonthica
Lineage: Eukaryota; Viridiplantae; Streptophyta; Magnoliopsida; Lamiales; Orobanchaceae
Source: the annotation of a GenBank genome assembly